Diceros bicornis minor is the source of this 1269-nucleotide messenger RNA. It is a transcript of the gene TEX22, whose product is annotated as testis expressed 22. Bases 1 to 390 code for a protein of 129 amino acids. The transcript is spliced from 3 exons. The record is from RefSeq and is a predicted model, not a curated record. Lineage: Eukaryota; Metazoa; Chordata; Mammalia; Perissodactyla; Rhinocerotidae.
AUGUGCCUCCCUGCUGUGUCCUAUGGCCGGAAUGCCUGCCAGCGGCUGGAGGAGACCAAACUCGCGGACCCCUCGGCUUCUGUGUGCGAGCCGCCGGAGAGCAAGCGCCCGAGCCGCCGUUGGAGCGUCAGCAUCGACGAGCGCCGGCGGCUGGCCGUGCUGGGCGGCUGGGAGAGGCCGGGCGUCGCAGGGGGGCCCCCCAGCUGCAGGGACAUCACGCGGAUCGUGGCCCAGCUGGUGUCCGAGGACGUGGACAAGGACGUGCUCCUCCCCCACCCGCCGAGGUCUGCCGAGUCCACCAACGCCUUCCACGCCUUCCUGGCCCGGAGCGCGCCUUUCUGGCAGAACGUGACUUUGGAGGCCUUGGGCUCGAGGUCACCGCCCUCCUAAGAGCUGACUCAGCCCAGUAUCUGUCUUCCCUCGCCUUUCCUCGGGGGUCCUGGGGGAGGUAGCUGGCCGGGUCUGGGGCGCAUGGCUUCUGCGCCCUCUUUACAUCCCACCAGGGGAUCAUGACCAGCCCAGGGAUGAGAAAACAGGCCCAGGAGGACCGUUUGGCUGCUUCCUUGUCAGGACACGCGCGUCAGGCCUUGGAGACCACCUCUGGGAGGGGUGCUUUACCCCAGCCCAGCCUCCAAGAGGCCACUUGGAGGGGCCUGGUGGACAGGGCAGAGUGGGGACUUCCAGGAGAGCCCUCUGGGCUGCCAGGAGAGGCUGUCCACAUCUGCCAUGGGCCAGCAUUCUGGGGCCAAGCAGCUGUGGGUGGGCUGGAAGGGGCGUGAUGCCCUCACAGGCCCCACCUUCGGAGUCUGGUUCAUGACCAGCUCCUUUGCUGGCCUGGGUGCACGGGGUCUGGGCUGGGGAGCCUGGCCUCCUUGGGGAGUUGGGCGUCUGCCUGCGUGGGCGGUGGGAUUGGGUGGGACCAGGGGUAGCCCUGGAGGGUGCGAGUUUGAUGUUAUGAACUGCCAGGUUCUGUUGCCUGCCCUGGGGGGACGGGGGUGCCGGGUCACACAUUGGGCCCUGCCUUUGGGAUGCCCACAGGGGCACAUAUAACCCAGGGGAGAUGCCGUGAUGGGGAGCAGCCCAGGGAUUGUGGGAGCCAGGGAGGUGCUGAACACAGAGGGAGGCUUCCUGGAGAAGGUGGUGCCUUCCCCCUCUGCACAGUGAACUUGUUAGUGGACAGGGGCUGAGUAGGCAGUGUGGGCAGAGGGCCUGCGGUAGCUGUCAGGAGUGGGCCCUGGGCCUGCUGUGGUGUUUGCUUUUGUCUCGAGG